This is a messenger RNA of Brienomyrus brachyistius, 1530 nucleotides long. Its product is annotated as D-amino-acid oxidase-like. The record is from RefSeq and is a predicted model, not a curated record. Gene Ontology annotation, molecular function: FAD binding; D-amino-acid oxidase activity. Lineage: Eukaryota; Metazoa; Chordata; Actinopteri; Osteoglossiformes; Mormyridae. The coding region runs from base 136 to 1173 and encodes 345 amino acids. The transcript has 11 exons.
CGCUUUUCUGUUUUCAUAACCGAGUUGCAGCGCUUACGUAAUCUUACACCAGCUAGCACGCGGCGCAACGAAUCGUCGUAAUGAUUAACUUGAGGGAGAGUCUCAGUUCGGACGGCAGUACCGACGACAACAGCCAUGCGCGUGGCCAUCAUAGGAGCGGGCGUCAUUGGCCUCUCCACUGCCCAGGCCCUUCUUGAGCGCCACCACUCGAUGGGAACGUCGCUCACGGUGGAGGUGUACGCAGACUGCUUCACGCCGCUCACCACCAGCGACGGUGCUGCGGGCCUGUGGCAGCCGUACCUACAUGACAACGGCAAAACCCUGGAAACAAAGUGGAACAAGGAGACGUUUGACUAUCUGCUAGGCUUCCUCAGCUCUCCUGAUUCCAUCAGGAUGGGAAUAUUUCUGCAGUCUGGCUAUAACCUCUGCUCUGAGCGCUGCCCGGACCCUUCAUUUAAAGAUAUUGUCCUGGGUUUCCGGGAACUGACCAAGCGUGAGCUGGAACUGUUUCCUGGUUACAGCUUUGGCUGGUUCAACACAGCUCUCGUAAUCGAGGGGAAGCACUAUUUACCCUGGCUUACGAACUGGCUGAAGGAAAGAGGGGUCAGAUUUUUUCACCGAAAAAUUAAUUCUUUCAAAGAGCUUGCUGAGUCUGGUGUGAAUGUCAUCAUCAACUGCACUGGGGUUAGGGCAGGUGAGCUGCAGCCUGACCCAGAGCUGAUGCCAGGACGGGGGCAAAUAAUAAAGGUGAAUGCACCUUGGCUGAAGCAUUUUAUCCUCACACACAAUUUUGCCAGAGGAGUUUAUGAAUCACCGUACAUCAUACCAGGGAGUCACCUGGUGACUGUUGGUGGUGUUUUUCAACUGGGAAACUGGAGUGAGCAGAGCAAUUCCACCGAUCACAAGAAAAUAUGGGAUGAAGCCUGCAUUUUGGAGCCAAGCCUAAAGCAUGCCACAGUGGUGGAUCACUGGACAGGGCUGAGACCUGCCCGCAAGACAGUACGGCUGGAGAGGGAGACCAUGCAGUUCGGACCCAUGACCUGUGAGGUGAUCCACAACUAUGGCCAUGGUGGCUACGGUCUCACCAUCCACCGAGGAUGUGCCCUGGAGGUGGCCAGGCUGUUCGGGGAGAUCCUAGAUCAGGGAGCCAGGAAAGCGCACUCCAAUCUUUAAGUCACUGCGGGCGACCAUCUGCCUGGGUGUAGGUUAGCAUCAAGAGGGCAGAACCACUGCUAGUCCCCAGGUCCACAGUCGUGAUUUAAGGUGACAUGGGGAUCAUCUUUUAGCAGGUCCGGUAACACUACUCCCAUUCUUAUCAUCGUUAUAUAAACAGCCUUGAAUAUCACAAUCUCAUAAUUAUUUUAAAUGCAAAUAAGGUAUGUAUUCCUAAUUUAGUAGUUUCAUAGUUUUAUACAUAUUUGUACAAAUUUAAGGAGUAAUAUGAGCUAUCUAAAUUACAUUUACUAAAUGUUUAGUAUCUUUUAUGUAAAAGAUACUAAAGUAAUAAAGAUACAAAUCAAACAAAGUAAA